AUGUCGAAGGUCCUUGAUAUCGUAAUAGAUGAAGAGGAACAAUAAUACAAGGCUAAAUAUGUUCCAAAAAAAUAUGAUAAGUCUAAGAAGUUCAAAAAGAAAGCUGCAGUAGCGAAAAAAGCCAUGCUUCAAAAAACACUUGGAGGAGAAGUUUAAGAUGAGAAUGGUGAAGUUAUAAAAGAGCCAAAACUUCUAUAAUACAAGAUAAGACAAAGCACUUUUGACAUACUUCAGUAAUAUCAAUGCGGAUUUUCAAGUUAAAUAAAUGGUGGAGCUUCCUUGAAUAAUGAUGGAAUAGAAGACUAAGUGACUGAAAUGAAUACAGAAUAGAUAAUUAAUCAAACUCAAUAAACUUAAGAGAUUACUGAUACUCAAACUCAAAAACAGGAAGAUUCUGAGAUGAAUGAUGAGUCAUAAAAUAAUGAUGAAAACACUGGAGAUGAUUCAGCUGAAGAAGAGGAAGCAAAAGCCUGA
This is a messenger RNA of Stylonychia lemnae, 474 nucleotides long. The record is from the annotation of a GenBank genome assembly. NCBI's taxonomy places the organism in Eukaryota, Ciliophora, Spirotrichea, Sporadotrichida, Oxytrichidae.